This is a messenger RNA of Paramecium primaurelia, 1668 nucleotides long. NCBI's taxonomy places the organism in Eukaryota, Ciliophora, Oligohymenophorea, Peniculida, Parameciidae. The record is from the annotation of a GenBank genome assembly.
AUGAGUAUUGAUCUCUCAUUUAAGAAUCUAGAAAUGCUAGAUUAGUCCUUGAAUCUAAAUAAUUAUGUAAUUAUAUUAUUAUAUUAUAAUAUAGACAAUAAUAAAUUUAUAGGGUAACAAUUUUAAGGGUGAAUAAACAUAUAUUCAAUAACUUAAAGUUUAACAUCUUAACUUAUCAUUCAAUAAUAUAGAAUAGAUGUGGUUAUUACCUUCUUCCCUUAUAACAUUGGAAAUCAAUAAUAAUUUGCUAUAAAAUUUAUCAAGUAUUCAAUAAAGAAUAAUAUUAUUAGAUAUCUCUCAUCUCAAAAAUUUGAAAUAGAUUGAUUUAUCCAAUAAUUUAUUACAAAGUGUUCAUUGGUUUAGUAAUUUGACCCAAUUAACUCAUUUAUUUCUAAAAAAUAAUAAAGUAAAAAAAAGAUAAGUAUAUAAUAGAUUAAAACAAUUGAAUAACUUAAGAAUUUACCAUAAUUGAUAGAAGUUGAUUUAGAAUGUAAUGAAUUGAAAAAUGUAGCUGAAGUGCAUUAUCUAGAAACAUAAACAAAAAUAAAUAUAAUAAAUUUAUUUGGUAAUCCUGUAUUUGAAGGAUUGCAAUUAAAAAUAUUAAAUGUAGUUGAAAGUAUAUUAUUUAAUUAAUAAAUAAUUAGAAAAUUGUCAUUGUAGAUCAGAAUAAAUAUAUAAUCAAUCAGAAAUAUGUAAAAAGAGAAAUUAAUAAAUUGAUGAUAUUGAUUUAUUUGAUGAAUAGGCAAGUGAAAAAUAAUCUGAUCUUUAACCUUAAACAAUGACUUAAAAAAAAUAUACAAAAUCUCUAUCUCCUUUGAAUAAAUAAUUACCAUAAUUUUAUGAUCCUAAGUCUAGUAAAUAUGUUACUUUUCAUGAUGUAUUAAGAUAAAAGUAACGUAAUAUCACUAAUACUAAUUAUGAUGUAAAAUAAUAAAAUGUUACAACUACAAAUACUAAUACUACUAUUAAUAAUAGAUAAACUAUGGAUUAAUUAAAAUAAUAAAAUGAAAACUUAAAAAAAGAUUAUAUGAAAUUAAAAUAAAAGUUUGAAUAAUCAUAGAAAUAAAAUUAGAGUUUUUUUCAAGAAAUUGAGAGUUAUAAAGAAUAAUUAAAUGGAUUAUUAUUAUAAUUCAAUAUACCAAUUUAAGAAGAGGAAUCAUCAGUUAGAUCUUUAUUAGAUUAAUUAGAAUUAGGUUUAAUGACUUUUAUUAAAGAUAUGAGAAAAUAAAAUAUAGAAUAAAUAAAUAGUAUGAUGACAAGAAUGGGAAAUAAAGUUAAAGUAAUGAGUAGUUAAAUUGAAAUUACUACUUUAAAAAAAUGUUGUGAAUAUACUGAGAAAAUAAAAAAUAUUGAAUUAGCAUUAUCUAAAUUAGCUGAUGUAGUUGUUGAAUAGUAAUAUCUAAUAAUAUUAUUUUUUUUAGAAAACAAUAAAUAAUAAAACUAUAAAGACAAAGAGUUCAUUCACCAUUAUAGAGAUAAUGUUUAACUACAAGAGUUCAUGGUAAAAAUCCUAGUGAACUUGAUUAAAUGAAAUUGAAAACAUUAUUCUUUAAAUCUCCCAAUGUUCAAUAAUUAGAUAAACCUCUCAAAACUUAAGGAUCUUAAAGUACUAGUUUGUCACAAUAAAUGUUAGAAACUUAAUAAAAAUAAAAGAUUUAUAAGAAAUGA